Paramacrobiotus metropolitanus is the source of this 2968-nucleotide messenger RNA. RefSeq names its product N-acetylgalactosaminyltransferase 7-like. The record is from RefSeq and is a predicted model, not a curated record. Gene Ontology annotation, cellular component: Golgi apparatus. NCBI's taxonomy places the organism in Eukaryota, Metazoa, Tardigrada, Eutardigrada, Parachela, Macrobiotidae. The transcript is spliced from 10 exons. The coding region runs from base 661 to 2427 and encodes 588 amino acids.
ACAAUUAAUAUUUUCAGACUAUCGGCUAUCUGCCACCAAAAUGCAUGGUGCCGCAUUACAUCAGUAAACCGAGAAUGUCCAGAAUUAUGUUUCUAAAUGAGAAAUUUCUUUCCUUUCUAUGAAAUUUUACGAAAGCAUUUUGCGAGAGUUUUCACUUGAUAAUAAUGUCUUUGGUCUGUAGUAAUAGUGCUGUGUUCCUGAAUCUGUUCUAACAUUACUCAUUACUGAGUUUCAAAACGAGAUGUACAAAUAGACCCAGUGGUGCGCUCUAGGUACUUGUUCACAUUCAGCAGUUGGCCGCUUCUGAGUUUUGUUCGUAAUACGUGGCACGUUUGCGUGCUCGCAGACGGAUUGCUCCACAGUACGCGACGAGUUCCUUGGAUUUUAUGAGAUUCUUGAUAUCGUUUCUGGUUGCAAAUGAUUUAAAUCCGACGUGGGACGAUGACUGGGAACACUGAUGGCAGGCGCAUGAUUGCAUCCAGCUUCAGCAAAGGCUAAAGUUCGCGCAGCCUUGGAAUUGUUGCACUAACUGCUGGAGGAUCUCCAUUUUUUUGGCAUUUCCAUCUUGCUUUGAUUCAACAGUCGUCAUUUGUGAAGUUCGAGGUGGUUAAACAAAUUUGGUUCUGCAUUUGCCGCAGGAAGUGUGGAGCAGCAAUCAAAAUGGCAAAUUUUCGUAUUUCGAGGCAGUAUCGUCUUCCCAAACUUUACGUCAAGAUCGCACUCGUUGUUGCUAUUGUGCUGCUGAUUGGCAUACUCCAGUCGCUUUUCAGAUCUCAGGUUGCGGGGCCUUUUAAUGGCAAGAGUAUGGAAGAGCGAGGACACGACCAUAACGUGGAAACCGUGUUUAAAGAUCAAUUUCUGGGCAAUUUUGAGUAUGUGGAGAAAGAGAAACGCGAAGGCCCUGGAGAGUACGGUGCUCCUGUCCAGGUGGAGGGAGGAGUGAAUUAUGGGGAUGAAUGUGUCAAGGACUGGGGAUUUAACCAGUGUGCGAGCGAGAAAAUUUCCCUAGACCGAGCCAUUCCGGACAUUCGACCUCCAGAAUGCAAGUGGUGGCAUUAUCCGGAAGCGUUGCCCAAGGCAUCGGUGGUUGUCGCUUUCCACAAUGAAAUGCCCUCGACGCUGCUGCGCACUGUGCAUAGUGUUCUGAAUCGCAGUCCACCUCAAUUUUUGGAAGAAGUUUUGCUCGUUGAUGAUGCAAGCAAUCGAGAGGUAUUAAAGAAAGAACUGGAAGAUACCAUUGCGAAGUUUGAUGGAAAAGUGCGUUUGGUCAGAAAUGCAGAGCGUGAGGGCUUGAUUCGAACCCGCACCAUCGGAGCUAAAGAGGCUCGAGGGGAAGUGGUUAUUUUUCUGGAUGCGCAUUGUGAAGUUGGAUAUAAUUGGUUGCCACCACUACUCGCACCUAUUGCAAAAGAUCGCACGACAAUGACUGUACCGAUUAUUGACGGCAUCGAUGCCGAUACUUUCCGGAUUGAAUCUGUAUACCAAGGCAAAAAAAUGUUUGCGGGUAUCUGGGAAUGGGGAAUGUUGUACAAGGAGAUUGAAAUCUCUGAAAGAGAAACCAGUCGGCACGAGCACUAUAGCGAACCAUACCGGUCUCCCACACAUGCUGGUGGCCUGUUUGCCAUCCAUCGUGGCUAUUUUGAAGAGCUGGGAUGGUAUGACGAAGGUCUGGAAAUCUGGGGUGGCGAGCAGUAUGAGCUGUCCUUCAAAGUGUGGCAGUGCGGGGGCAGCUUGCUAUGGGUGCCGUGUUCGCAUAUUGGUCACAUUUACAAAAAACGAUCGUCCAUCCAUCAGGAUCCACUUCCGGAAAAACUACAGAAGAAAGGUCAUUUAGUGCACUUGAAUCACCGCAGAGUUGCUGAAACCUGGAUGGAUGAAUAUAAGGAAUACGUUUAUAUAAGAGAACCGUUAAUGCCUGACGUGGAUUUUGGCGACAUUAGCAAACAAAAAGCAGUGCGGGAGCGACUAAACUGCAAAAGCUUCAAAUGGUUCAUGGAGAACAUUGCGUACGAUGUUGUUAAAGAUUUCCCUUUGCUUCCUGCCAAUCGUUUCUUCGGCGAGCUGCGCAGUGUGGGUGAUAGCCCGAAAUGCUUCGAUACAUUUGGACGCAAUGUACCAACAAAACUGGGAGUAUCCGGCUGCCACGGUUGGGGUGGAAACCAGUUCUUCCGUUUCAAUGCCGAAGGACAGCUUGGUUUUGGUGAACGCUGUAUAGAUGCGGACCAUACCAACCGAGUGGUCAUGAAGGACUGCCCGAAAGGUCGUGUGGACGGUCCCUGGGAUUUAGAUGCAAAUACACAUCUUUUUAAGCACAAAACGAAAAACCUGUGCGCGGAAAUGAACGAUAAAAGUGAAUUGUGGGUGAGAGACUGUGAUUCGACAAAGAAGGAGCAGCUGUGGGAAUUCAAGGAGAUUCAUCCUAAAUGAUCUGAUAUGUGGUGCUGCUUUCUGCCUUCUAAUAUGGGAAACUUUUAGUGUGGGUUUCUCGACCGCCAUUUUGUGCCUACAUUCCGGUGCCUUAAACAGGGUGGAAGGAGGUUUGCUCAAAGAGUUUUAUGCGUCUGGGUUAUGUCGGGCUGCUGUCUUACCAAACAGCGGAGGGGACGUUGAAUAUUCCAUCCAGAGUCCAUUUUGUUUCUGCGUUGUCGAAUAUGGUUGUGCUAGCCCUUGUUAUGUUUACGAGGCCGCAAUCGUAUUCUCUCAAAAAAUUGUUACUGUUAUUAUUAUAUUUGUGCUGCUUGUUUUAAAAAAAUCAGCACUUGCUAUAAGAUCGUUGCAGUCGCUUAAGCUUAUUGUAGGGUUCCCGUUGUCGUGUUGUUUUCAUUGGCACAGACACUGCAGGUUAUUGCAAAUAGAACUUAUUGCUAUAAAACUUUUUCUGUAACCUUACGGUUACCGGUUCGUGCGCAGCCUUGCUCGAUACGCGCGAAGUCCUGACUGCUGACAGUUUUGUUAGAAAAUAAAUUGA